Molecule: messenger RNA, 2265 nt
Organism: Diprion similis
Lineage: Eukaryota; Metazoa; Arthropoda; Insecta; Hymenoptera; Diprionidae
Product: phenoloxidase 2-like
Exons: 10
Coding region: 1-2265 (754 amino acids)
Source: RefSeq, a predicted model, not a curated record
AUGGUGCUGCUGUUACUUGGAAAUCAAGCCUCAGGAAAGAUCCGGAUAGGUGACCACAUCCUUAAGCUUCAGCAGUAUAUAUAUCAGCCGAAGCGAAUGACCUGUGCAUACGGUUUAUUCAGCUGGUUUGAAAAAUUGAGAAGGAGCGAAAAGUAUCAUUAUACUAAAAUGGAAAAACCCACGAAAGAAAAUAUGCUCGACCUGUUCAUCAGACCUGGUGAACCGUGUUGCAUGCCGAAAGGGAAUGAAAAUAUCCUCUUCAAGAUAAGCGAUGAGAAAACGAUGUACGACCGAUACCGUCAUGAGAUAGAAUUAGAUGAGGAGAGAUUCGGAGCUGAUAAAGUCAAGAAGAUCGAGGUUCGGCGCUUAAGUAUGGAGAAUAUAGACAAGUUUAUGGAAUUGUCCCGCGACGAAGCGUUUUCCGUAUUUGUUCCGAAACACGCCAAGCUGGCUGGCGAGCUGACCCGAGUCUUCAUGGAGGCGGAAUGUUGGGAGGACUUUUUGGCACUCGCGGUACGUUGCAGGGAUAAAUUGAAUCCAGUUAUGUUUUACUACGCUUAUUCAGUGGCGCUUCUUCACCGGCCUGAUACGAAAGAUCUCUCGCUUCCGUCGCCCUGUGAAUAUUUCCCCAACAAGUUUGUAAGCGCCCGCACGUUAGCCAUGGCCAAGGAAGUGGCCUACGUCAUGUCGACGACGGAUAGUAAACCCAUACCUCUUCGCGAACAGAAGCAAACAGCAUCUGACAUUGAACCGGAACACUCGUUAGCCUACUUCAGAGAAGAUUUAGGCAUAAAUAUGCACCAUUGGCACUGGCACUUAGUUUAUCCCGGUGACGGUAUAUCGGAAAUCGUUGUGAAAAACAGACGUGGCGAAUUGUUCUACUAUAUGCACCAGCAGAUAAUUGCACGGUAUGACUUUGAGCGUUUCUCUAACAACCUGCCUCGAGUCAAGCCUUUUGACAAUUGGCGAAAACCGUUCGACGAAGAAUACUUUCCGAAACUGGAUUCGGUAACGGGUUCUAAGAUAUCAGGGCGUCAAAACGGGGCAGUACUAAGCAAUGUGAAUCGCGAACCUUACCUCAUCAGUAUCGACCAACUUCAGAGAUGGAGGGACCGGAUCUUGGACGCCAUUCAUCUGGGAUUCGUUUGGGAUGAAGCAGGUCAAAAGGUUGAACUUACGGAGGAUGAGGGAAUCGAAAUACUCGGCAAUCUCAUCGAGGCCAGUGAACUUUCGAAGAAUUCAGCUUAUUAUGGCAAUCUGCACAACAGUGGCCAUGUAGCCAUCGGACUUUGCCACGAUCCUGAUAACCGCCACUUGGAAUCCAUUGGUGUUAUGGGUGACAACGCCAUGGCUAUGAGGGAUCCAAUAUUCUACAGGUGGCACACCUUCGUCAAUGACAUUUUUCGUCAAUACAAGGACAGAUUGGAUUCAUAUACCGUGGAGGAGCUUGACCACAAAGGCGUAAAAGUGACGGGCUUAAACGUCAUCAGCAAAAACUAUCGCGAAAACAACGUAUUUCGCACCUUCUGGGAAGAGAGUAACAUCGAUGUUUCAAACGGUCUUGACUUUGCGGCGAGGGGUGCAGCCCGAAUUCGAUUCACCCACUUGAACCAUGAAUUAUUCGAAUACAAAAUUGACAUUGAAAAUUCAUCUCCCACUGAGACCAAGGGUACUGUCCGUAUCUUCAUGGCUCCAAAAUACAACGACCGUAAACUUCCCCUUAAUUUUGCGGAGCAACAAGGUCUCAUGAUCGAACUUGACAAGUUCAGUGUCGUUAUUCCUCCCGGUAGUUCAUCCCACAAGCGUCUCUCAACGGAAUCCUCUGUGACUAUUCCAUUCGAGCGAACGUUCCCUGAAGGAAGAAAGGACCUGGAGGAAAUGACCGAGGCUGGGAAAUCAGUGUUCAAUUACUGCGGUUGCGGCUGGCCUCAGCACAUGCUCAUACCGAAAGGAAAUGAACUGGGUCUAAGUGCUGAUCUCUUUGUAAUGGUUUCAAACUAUGACGUCGACAUGUACGAUGUGCCCGUAAAAAAAUGUUGCAAGGACGCUGUCAGCUACUGCGGACUUAAGGAUUCAAUUUAUCCCGAUCGGCGGAAAAUGGGUUAUCCGUUUGACCGUCCUCCACCAAAGGGUACGGACGGCACUGUUGUCAAGACUUUGGACAACUUCUGUCAGUUAACCGAGAACAUGGCGUUCACGGAAGUAAAGAUAAUCUUCAAGAAUGACACGCCUACGGACGACGAUGAUUCCGAAGCGGCGAGAUAA